Macadamia integrifolia is the source of this 970-nucleotide messenger RNA. Its product is annotated as GDSL esterase/lipase CPRD49. The coding region runs from base 79 to 852 and encodes 257 amino acids. The transcript has 6 exons. NCBI's taxonomy places the organism in Eukaryota, Viridiplantae, Streptophyta, Magnoliopsida, Proteales, Proteaceae. The record is from RefSeq and is a predicted model, not a curated record.
UCGUCCUCAACUCUCUGUCACUUCAAUUCUCGAAAAGCCGAAAAGAGUAGGUGGUGGAGGUGGUGGCUCAGAGGGACAAUGGUAGGACCUUCACGACCACUUUUCGUGCUUUCUGGGUCUUCCAUCGUUCAGUUCAGUUACAGUGAAGAAGGCUGGGGCGCUAUUCUUGCUGACAUCUAUUCUCGCAAGGCAGACAUAUUGUUGCGAGGAUAUAGUGGUUGGAAUUCGAGGCGUGCUCUCCAAGUUGUCAAUCAAGUUUUUCCAAAGGAUGAUUCUGUACAGCCUUCAUUGGUGAUAGUUUACUUUGGGGGAAAUGAUUCAAUGGGCCCUCACUCAUCUGGCUUGGGACCUCAUGUACCACUCCCAGAAUAUGUAGAGAACAUGAGAAAGAUUAUAGUUCAUCUUAAGAGCCUCUCAGAGAAAACACGCGUUAUUUUUCUUAGUUGUCCUCCUGUCAGUGAGGAGAUGAUCCGUAAUAGAGCUAUAAGUGAUUUGAUUAGCCCUCUAGAUCGGACAAAUGAAGCCUGCAAAAGAUACUCAGAAGCUGGUUUAGAGCUUUGUAGGGAGAUUGAUGUGAAGGCUAUUGAUCUAUGGUCUGCAAUUCAAAAGAGGGAUGAUUGGAUGACUGCCUGCUUUACAGAUGGUAUUCAUCUUUCUUCUGAAGGAAGCAAAAUAGUUGUGGAAGAAAUACUAAAGGUCCUCAAGGAAGCCAAAUGGGAACCAUGUUUACACUGGAAGUCUUUGCCAACUGAAUUUUCUGAGGAUUCCCCAUGUGAUCUUGUUGCUUCCGAUGGCAAGAAUACUACAAACUUCUCAGAGGUAGUGAUUCAUAGGAAGAUACAAUGGGAUUGAUAUUUGCUUUGUUGACAGGAUGGUGGUUGUCGUGCAGAACGGAGUUAAAAGAGAAAAAUUUGUAAUGUUUUAAUUUUCCAUUCAGAGCAUCUAUCAAGAGGAAGUAUCACUUGGAUUA